Messenger RNA from Panicum virgatum (switchgrass), 2284 nucleotides. RefSeq lists its product as uncharacterized. NCBI's taxonomy places the organism in Eukaryota, Viridiplantae, Streptophyta, Magnoliopsida, Poales, Poaceae. Gene Ontology annotation, molecular function: zinc ion binding. The record is from RefSeq and is a predicted model, not a curated record. The coding region runs from base 379 to 1635 and encodes 418 amino acids. The transcript has 8 exons.
UAAUUAUCCUCGGUCGUGGGUGAUCGUACUCUUGUUCUCUUCUCUCGUUCCUUCUCUCUCUAUCCCCACUCCCAUUUUUAUCUGUUCGUUAAGCAAGCACUACCGGCUUAUUACCACGCAGAAAAAAGCUUUACCGUUGCCAUUUCCAUUUGGAGACGAGCGCCCUGGAAGCGAGAAAACCUCGGUGAUCUCCCCCGCCUCCUGCUAUAAAAUCCUCCCAGGACCAGGCGGAUCUGCUGCAGAGUCCAUUUCGGCGAAGCCCACCGAGGAGCGUUAGGGCACUGGAUCUGCUUCAGUUACACUAUCCUUGGCCAAAGCAAGCUAUCUAUUGCGCCUUUGACUUUGGUGGGAGCAUCACAGUUGUUCUCAACUGAAGACAUGGCUUUAAAAUCAAGUAGACGCUCAGAUGAAAUCUACAGAGAACCUCAUCUAUGCCGGAAGAAGGAAUUCAGAUCAUCUGUAAUUAAAAUCGUCGAUUCAUCCUUGAACUCAAAUUUGCUGCCCGCCGACAGUGUUUAUUCAAUUCCUGCAUCAGAAGAUGAUUUUUGUUUGAAUAAACGAAGGAAGAUGGAUGAGGAAUAUGACCCCCUUCUGGCAAAUGGAAAUAUGAGAGAGAGCACAGCAAGAAACUUCACAACUAUAAGAUAUAUGUCAUCUCCAAUACACAGCGCAGAUGGCAAAUCAUGUAUGAUUUCUUCAAAUGCAGAAAUUACAGCAGGAUCACAUUCUAAUGGCAAUAAUGAACAGGCAUCAUCUGCAUCAAGCGUGUCGCCUUACAAUGGUCAGAGCAUUAAAGAUGCUUGGGAGUGUUCAUUGCCUGAUACUAACGCUGCAAAACCAUUAACAGAAUUAACAUCAGCGAGGGACCUUUGCAUAUUCAUCCUCAAAAGUGAAAUAUUCCCCACUAAAUGUUCAGAACUUAGCAGAACAUCAAGUACCAUAGACGAUGAUGAUAAUCAAAGCAGUCCUUUAUUUGAAUGCAUGAAAUGUGGGUCAAUGGAAGAUCCAUCCAAAAUGUUAAUUUGUGAUUGUUGUGAAGGUGCAUUUCAUUUAUCGUGCUGCAAACCACGUGUCAAGAAAAUACCAGAAGAAGCGUGGUAUUGCCUGGUCUGUAAAAGAAAGAAACCUAAGAGGCACUAUGGGAAGUUGACGAGUCCCAGACGUGAAUUACCCAAGGACAUUCAAAGACCUCGCCGAGGUCUUGGUCCUAUUCGAGAUAUGUUGGUGGAUGCUGAAUCAUAUGAAAGUGAGGUGAGGAUUGGUAGCAAGUUUCAAGCAGAUGUUCCAGAAUGGUCUGGUCCUAUUUCUAGCAACGAAGAUCAGUUUGCUGAGCCCACUGAACUUGAUCCUAAUGAAAUAACGAUGCUGGGUUGUUUACAGGAUAAGAAAACCAGUAUCGGUAAUUGGAUCCAGUGCCGAGAAGUUCUAGACACAGGAGUUGCAUGCGGCAAAUGGAGGAGGGCACCAUUGUUUGUUGUUCAACCAAGCAACUGGGACUGUUCAUGUUCGGUUAUUUGGGAUCCUAUCCACGCUGAUUGUGCUGUUCCGCAGGAAUUGGAGACUGAUGAGGUUCUUGAGCAAUUGAAGUACAUAAAUAAGCUGAAGAAUCGUCUGGGGAGCAAUCAGAAAUGCUGAAAGAUGUACAUAUGCCAGAUGUGAGUUUUUCUAUGUGAAGGUUUUGUCUACAGACUAAAAGGGGAAGAAGAAGCAUACAAUCAGGGAGUUCUUGCACCAGUCCUGUCACAAGUCGGCGUCAAUACAGUGGUUCGGUUUUUCCCAGAUGAAGUUAGAACUAGAAGAGAUGUAUGGUGUGUAUAUAUGCAUCUUGCCUUCAGCCCUUCCCACAGCGAAAGUCCCUUCCCACGCCCAAUGCACCGUUGUACUGUGCGUUUUGGUGUCUUUGUAAACAAGAGCAAAGAAAAGGCAUUUCAAGACCAAAAGCCAUACAGAUAUAAAGAAAGGAAGAGUAAAAAGCCGAUACAGCUGGAUGCUUACCCACUGCUAUGGAGACUGGAAGUUUUUUUUUUCUAAUUUUUGUGUGCGCGUGUGUGAGAAAGACAGAGAGAUCAAAAUCCAGGCUGUAUUGUAUCAUGCAGGCCUGAAGCCGCCGGUCGAUUUUGUUAGCAACUUAGCAUGGAUUGUAAACUGGUGUGUUAGAGCUGUCAUCUUCACACCAGAAACAUCCAUGCAUAUGACUGGAAGAGUGAGCCACAAUGUAUAUAUAGUUUCCUUGAGAAAUCUGAAUCACAAUGUGUAGUUCCCGAGUGUCACAGUCAUCGUUCAU